UAGCUCCCUAGAUAAUAGAAUAGACCAUGAUCAGAACAUCCAUACGUAGGAUUUCCAACAAAUCCAUACCCUACGAACCAGUUCCUAAAAACAAGUACAAUGCCCAAAGAUCGCAAUUUAAUUUCAAACCGCAAAAGACCUCGGGGUUAGUUCAUAAUCCUCCAGCAGCAAUUAUUAAACCAUACAUGCAAACCCCCAACAUAUUCUUGCCAGCCAACGAUCCAAGACGUCAUUUCAACACUGCUCCUUCCCAGAAUUUCACUCAGCAAGACCUUGAAUAUAUGCCAGUUCUCAAAGAAUACAAACCCCAGGGCCAAAGAGAUUAUAGCAUUACUGCUGAGACGAUUGAUGCUAUUAAGAAGUUAAAAGAGAGUGAUCCUGAAAACUGGACCCUUAGUAAACUCAGUAAAGAGUUCAAUAUAGAAGCAAGAAAACUUGUGCACUUCCUUAGACCAGAUAAGAAGGAGAAGAUUAGUGAACACAAGAUACUUUCUGAAAGAGCAAGAAGAAAAGAAUUAUGGUUAAGAAACGAAUACUAGAACUGCCAUAACAUGCAUGUACAUAAACCUCAAGCAUAGUCUGUAAAUAGUUUAUAAUACUAGAGUAUUGAGU
Spathaspora passalidarum NRRL Y-27907 is the source of this 612-nucleotide messenger RNA. Its product is annotated as mitochondrial 54S ribosomal protein mL58. Gene Ontology annotation, molecular function: structural constituent of ribosome. The record is from RefSeq and is a predicted model, not a curated record. The coding region runs from base 27 to 539 and encodes 170 amino acids. NCBI's taxonomy places the organism in Eukaryota, Fungi, Ascomycota, Pichiomycetes, Serinales, Debaryomycetaceae. The transcript has a single exon. Gene Ontology annotation, cellular component: mitochondrial large ribosomal subunit.